Pipra filicauda (Wire-tailed manakin) is the source of this 10000-nucleotide messenger RNA. RefSeq names its product testis and ovary specific PAZ domain containing 1 (gene TOPAZ1). The coding region runs from base 419 to 6571 and encodes 2050 amino acids. The record is from RefSeq and is a predicted model, not a curated record. Gene Ontology annotation, molecular function: metal ion binding. Gene Ontology annotation, biological process: spermatid development; spermatocyte division. The transcript is spliced from 20 exons. NCBI's taxonomy places the organism in Eukaryota, Metazoa, Chordata, Aves, Passeriformes, Pipridae.
ACCCGCCGCGGCGGCAUCUCGGCCCUGCGGGCGGGCAGGCGGCGCUUGGAGGAGGCGUCGAGAAACGGAUCGGUGGACGAGGGUAGAGGGUGAGAGGGUGUCGCGGGUGGCUGCGGUCUGCGGCUGCCUUGAAUCUGGGGAGGCGCGGGGCUGCUUCCUCCACCGCCCUGCUCUAUGAGGGGUUGUUGCGGGCUGGGGGUGGGGGGGCUGUCGGGAGGGGCUCGCCUGUGGCCGUGAGCUUUUCCUAAGCGGCCUGGCUUUUCUGUCAGCCAGGGCCCCCUCGGGUGACCCGUGAGGCCUGAGAGGGGUUGUGCUCCCCUACGAGGUGGGCCUGUGCCAGCCGCGGGUGCCGGGCUUUCACUGGGGUGCACCUGCGAGUGGGUUUUUUGGGUUAUGCUGCUGUCUUUGCGCCCCCGAGAUGCCGCGGUUGAGGUCGGGGAAAAUGGUAUCGGCUAGCGAGGUGGGGCCGUUUGGCUCGGAAGGCGCCGGCCCCGGCUGCCAGGGUGCAGGGUGUGAGCCAGGGAGAAAGCUCGUAAUGAACCGGAGUCCUCGCCUGGCGCGGAAGAGAAAACCAGAGCAGCCCUUACCUACCUGCGUCCAAGCUGCCAGGCUCGCCAGCGCUUCCUUUGGGCAGUUUGCUCCUCUUUUGCCCGUGCAGGAGGAGCAAGGUGAGAACGGCCGGGAAUUCCCAGGUAGAAAAAACAGGGGGAUGCAGCACAGGAGGGCUGCCAGAAGCGGCAGCGGUGUAGCUCCGCCAAUUUCAGACACAGCCGAGUGUGAAGAUCGACAGGCAGCAGGUACGGGUGCAGCAGUAGGCUGUGAAGAGACUGUAAGGAGAGGGACAGGGCAAAGUCAACAGCUGUUUUUCUCAGGAACUGCUUUGCAGAAUAAGUUCUCAGAAGGGAUUGAGAGGAAAGAACAUUGCUCAGACCACGUGGACCUCUCAGUUUUCCAGGAGGAUUCAAGGAGUUCAGAAAAAUACGGCUGUAUGGAUAUAAAACUACAAAUUCCAUCCUCAGAGGAAGAAAUUGAGAGUGCAGAGAGACAUGGCAUUUCCUGUCUUCCGGAAGGGCUGCGACCCAGAGAGGUCACAUGGAGUACUGAAAUGAAAUGCACUGACUCAAUGAUGAUGCAGAACAGGCAAAUCCCUGAUUUUAGGGAGAAUUUGGGGGGUCGGGAAGCCAUGACUGAAACAAAACAUCAGGAAGAGAUUGAUAUACCAGAGAAGUUGAAUGGGUGUCCUUUAGUUGGAUCAAGACAACUAGGGACGCAGGAGAAAGAAAAGAAAUGCUUGAGCAAGAAAGGCGGGAUGUCACUGAUGAAAACAAAACUAUACGGUCCCAGAAAGAAAGGUAGUUCUGUUUUGCUAGAACUGCAUGCACAGUGUCCAGAGUCCAGGAAAGGACCUGUGAAUAUGAGGAAGAGGGAUAGAAAUGCACUGGUACAGGGUGUAGAUGGACAAGAACAACCACCAACCAGACGAAAGACAUACAAGCGCUGCAUGAAAGAAGAGUGGCAGAGCUCAGUCCCUCAGAAAAGAGCACACAGCCCAGGGGAAAAUGCAGAGGAGCAGUUGAAAGCAACUGAGCAAGAUUCCGGUACUUCACGGGCUGUGAAGAAUAUAAAGACAGAGCAAAACAGACCAGAAGAUUCUAAGGAAACGGAAUCUCACUACUCUAAAUCUCCUAUGGUUGCUGCUUUAGGUGGGACUCAAAGCAAGAGCUUUCUAUCCCGUGCUGUAACAAAAAAGUCUGGUGUGCAGUAUAAAGUAAGUCAGCCUAAGAAAAGAAAACCCAGAAAUGGUCAAAUCAAGCACUUGCAAAGUUUGACUGCAGCUGAAAAAGUGAACACAUCUGUAAAAUGUGAUGCUGAACAUUGCAGAAAUGCCCUUAAACAUUGUAGUGGCUUGCUCUGUGCAACAGAAAAGAAUCCGUAUGUGAGAUUAGAAGACUGUAGUUACAUCAAUACAUUAGUGAAGCUUUCAACUAGUGGAACUACCAGCAGUUAUAAAUUAAAUGGAUUCUUCCAUGUAGCCCAUGGUACUGUAGAAGUGAGUGAUACAAUUUGCAGCAAUAGUAGAAUGCUAAAUGAGAUAUCACCCGUAAAAGGUGGUUUAUCGUCUAAUGAAGAAAAAAAUGAAAAUGGAGAAGGCCGUCUUUCUUGUUGUCUGAGUGAAAGCAGUAAGUGUUUAAGGGAAAAAAAGUGGAAUAUUGGUAGGAAGCCUAGAAAAAAGAUGAAAAUCGCAGAGAAAUUAGAAGUGCAGAAUACUUUCACAGGCAUGGCUAAUAAAUGCAGUAAGUGUGAGUUACAAGCAGAAGCAGCAGUUGCAAUAUCAAGCUCCUUUGCAGUUUCAGGACUGAAUCAUACUCUGUCAGAUUCACAUGAUCAUGAAUUAAAUCUUCAUAAGGGAAGAAAUACUCAUGAAGCACAAAAUGUAUCAACCUGGAGAACGAAGAGUACCAAAGUACCUGCAUUUGAAAAUGCUGUUAAGAAGAGAUCUGAGCUCUCUGUAAUAGCAAAAGGAGAAAAUUCAAGCACUGUGGCACAUCAGUCAGCUACCUCAGGUACCCUGAGAGCGCUAGCUCAGGUCCAUGAUACUUGUGACUGUCACAAAAGCAAGACAGGGGGAAAACUGAACAAUGUGAAUAAGGAAUUUCAGCAGUUUACCUGUCAAAGAGCAGUACCCAUGACUGGUAAAAAAGUUUGGCCUGUUGAAUCUUGUGCCAGGACUUCUGAAUGGGUUUAUAAAAAUCAUGGGUCCGUCUCAGAAGGAAAAAGACUUUUAAAAGCUGCCUUUGAGGAUUCCUCUGAUAAAAGCAGUGUUAAAGCUGUAGGAGGUAGUGCUGUGACUGGGAGUUUGAGACAGCUGGAUUUGCCUGUGUCAUCGGCAGAAACUACAAAAGAAUCUGCACAUAAAAGAAUUGAUCCAAAUACUGAAUGUCAGACUUCACUUGAAACACCAGAAUCCUCUUCUGUAGAUAUUUACAAGACUUCGAGAAUGAGUAAUGAAAAUGGGGAAUCAUCAGUUAAUGCAGAUAGAAGCAGUUUGGCUUUUAACCAUGAUGAUGUGCAAGAAGUUAAAGGAACCUGGAAUUUUACAACCAAACGAAAAGAUAAAAAUGACAGAGAUGUAACAAACAGAAACUUGUCUGUGACAGUCAAGAAGGGUAUAACAAAACAAAAAAAUAAAAGUGAAGGAGGUGUAACAACUGAAAACCUGUCUAUGACAGUCCAGAAGGGUACAACAAAACAAAAAAAUAAAAGUGAAGGAGAUGUAACAACUGAAAACCUGUCUAUGACAGUCCAGAAGGGUACAACAAAACAAAAAAAUAAAAGUGAAGGAGAUGUAACAACUGAAAACCUGUCUAUGACAGUCCAGAAGGGUACAACAAAACAAAAAGAUAGAAAUGAAGAAGAUGUAACAAAAAGAAACCUGUCUGUGACAGUCCAGAAAGGUAAAUCUACAGGUGACACAAAUAGAAUAAACUUUAGCUCUAAAGUGUCAGUAGUGAACCAGACAUUUUCUGAUUUAAAGCUAAUUAAAGGGUUAAACCCUGAAAACCUGACAAAAUUCAGAAUUCCUUUAUGCAGAAACAAACCUGAAUCCAGGAAAUUGAAAUCUGUCCAUUCAUUUGAAAGAAAAACCUGUAGUCCACUUGAGCUUGAAAGCACUGGUGUUUCAAGAAGACAGAAGACAGGUGAAGAAAAUGUGCUGGUAAAUUCUGAGCAGCACCCUUUUCCUGUCAUGAGUGAUGCUACAUCUACAGCUUCUGUAAAGAAAACAGCAUAUCAGAUUGACAGUAAGGACUUUCAGCACAGUGGCUCUGAAAACUUCUCAAAUGGGAUAUUUGUGCUCCCCGAAAAUUUUUCUGCAUAUCGACAUCCUCUUCUUGAUGGACAGCCAGAGUCAUCUGUGCCUGAUUUCUCCGGUUCUGAAUGUGUGCUGAAACCUAGUUUUCCUGAUCAUUCUUGGAAUUCAGUUGACCACCCUGUUGGAUUGCAAAUAAAUGAUGAUAGCAAAUCAAAAGAGAUUCUUUCACAACAGAAAAGUCAAAAUUCACCAGAUAUUCUUGAAGCUUACAAGCAAGAUAUUCUUGUCAUUGAUGUGAUUCAGGAUGACCCUGAUCUUUUUGGAACCAGUAAUGAAGAGGAGCUAGCCCUUGCCUGUGAGAAUUGUCCAGUGAAAGCGUCCUGUACUAAUAUCUGCGUUAAAGACACAAAGCCCAAGUCUCCCAUUACCUCAGAAAAGAAACAUUUGGUUGAGAAUAGUUCUGGAUGCAUGCAAGAAUUUGGAAUGUCAAAUGAUAUUGAAAAUUCCUGUGAUUUGGUGCUAAAAGCUGAAGAUAUUAAAACGCACAACUCCUCCAGAGGAAGCAGUCCUUUGGGAGAUGUUGCUGAGGACUUUCUUAAAGAUGGGCGACCAAGUGAACUGGAUGAACUUUUGAAGAGUUUUGAUGUGAAUGAAAAGUUCAAGUUUGCAGAUGGAGUGCCUGAUGUUAAACAAGAAAAAAAGAGUGAAGCUGAAAAAAGUGACUGUAAAUACAAAGAUCUUGUGAACUGUGAAUUGCUAUCAGGAUCACCACUGAAUGACCCGAAAGUAAAUAUCUUCAGUGAAGCUACAGUGAUGAAAUCCUGGACAAAUGUUUACAAACCAUCAGGAAAAAGUCCUUUACAGACAUUGAAGAAUUUUGGAGAUUUUGAGCCAUGGAAGAUGGAGAAAAAUGCAACUGCUUCUCAUUCAGUCCAACAGAUCCUCGAUGCACUUGACUUGCCCCGUAAAUACUGCCGGUACUAUUUCAUGACUUCACGUGGGUGUACAAGAGCAAGAUGUCGGUUCUCCCAUGUCCCCGAACAAGGGGAUGAAAAGAUUUGCAUGGCAAUUCUUAGGACAUACAUUAAAAUCAAAGAACCAGGCCUCCUAAAACGUGCAGUCCAAAUAUUUGUGCGGUAUUACAGAGGAGUUGUUCCUGGUGUGGAUUUUGCUUCUCAAGUGUUGAAUGAUCUUCUUGUUUCUCUGCUCAAGAACUGUUUGUUGCAGGAGGUAUUUUGGAUAUUGAAUGUAACCAUGGAAAUCAAGACACUGCCAACUACAGAUGUUCUUCUGAAAGUUUUUGAGCAAGUGGCUUCUUUGAAUUUAAGAGAUGCUGUGCCUACAUUAAUCCGUACCUUUCGUAAGCUCGUUGAUGCUGGUAUGUUCCUUGAGUUAGACCGUUUUGACUAUAUUGUUAAGUUACUUCACCAAUUGCAAGUUUCUAGUUGGGAAAUAAGUGUUGUUUUGAACAUAAAAUCCAGAUUUAGAGAAAGACACCAUUUUGAAAAGAACUGGCUUUUUGAUUUCAACUUAGCAGCAGAUGAAAUUCAGCAUUGUAAGGAAAAAAGGGAUUGGACCAAGCUGGGAACUUUGUAUCUUAAUGCAAGAACUGGAUGUGAAUGUUUUGAGGAUUUUCAGAAAUUAUUUUUAUCUAUUGCUGAAAUACUAACCAAAGAUUCUGAGUCAAACAGACCAGAAGUUCCUUUCUGUGAUUUUGCUGAUGCAGUAAUGAAAAAUUCACAACCUAAUGAAGCAGACAGACUUUUCAUUGGGAGGACUGGAAUAAGCGUAAUGUAUUCUUAUCAUGAAGUACUGCAGUGGACGAAGGGAAGGAAGGUUUUGGAUAAACUGCACGAGCUACAGAUACCUUUUACGCUCUUGAAAGGACUUAUAGGUUCAGGGAGGUCAGCAUCAAGAUGUCAGAUUGUUAAUAAAGCUGCAGAAAUCUUCCUUAAUUGUGGAAGUUUGGAUGGAGCGACAAGGGUAUUGAGAGAGUCAGAGUGGACCACAGAUGCACCAUUGUGGCCUUGUGAUAAAAUGGACAUCCUCAAUCGACGCAAUCUGUUACAUACCCUAGUGCACAGAUACUUGAGUAAGAGUUUGUACAGGCAGGCUUUUGAAGUUCUGCAGAACUUCCCAGGUUUGCAAAAACAUUCUGAUAUUGUAGAUGUUUCUCAGUACAGCUGCCUUUUUAACAAGCUGAUAAAUGCCUGUUUUGAGAACAAGAGCCUUGGGGUCUCAUCUUCUGCAGUAGACUUCAUGCUUUCAAAAAAAAUUGCUAUUGAUUUUAUUUUACUUAGAAGAUUAAUCACAGCUUUGGGAAGAAGUUCUUUGUGGUCUAAAGCUAGGACAUAUUACAAAAAUGCUUUAUCAUUGGGUUGCUACCCACAGCUGCAGGGAAAUUUAUACCACAAACUUUUGAAGAUUCCAUCUUACCUGUCUGAAGUUGAGAUGCUAUUGGCCAUUGAAAUAUUUCUUGUUUCAAAUGCCAGUUAUAUUCAAAGUCCAGUGACUACUAGUCAGACUCUUCAAAUAAUACUGAAAAGAUGUGAAGAUCAGACAGUUCAGGAUAACAGUGUCUAUCAAAUGGCAGUGGAGAGACUGAUUCUAGCAGCUCGUUUAUCUGAUCCAAAGCUUCUUCUUAAGCAUAUGACAAUGAAUGUUAAUAUGGAAGAGGUUUACAGCCUGGAGCUUUCAUCUGCUCUAAAAUGGCUUCAGGAGAAUAUGAAAUGGGCUGAGGAGGUCUGGCUGUUUCGGUAGUCAUUAAAUAGUUAAGACUUUUGUUUUUUAAUGGUUAAAGCAAUCAUUCUUCAAAAUAAUACAGAGCAAUAAAGGCAGUUCCCACUGUGUCCAGACUGUGCCUUACAGAUUGACAGCAAUGUUUCAAACUCAAGUUGUGUUUUUAAAUACUGAUAUUGAUGAUAAUGCAGAUAGUAGCACAAAAAGAGUAAUUUUUUCCCUAAGUAUAUAAAUGUCACACUGACUUACAUAGAUGUUCUGUAAUGACAUCAUUAGAUAUUGAGGAAGCUGCAGCCUCAGAACCUACAUUCUCCUUUUUUACAGAGAAUCUAGUACUGACUUGUUUCUCCCAGCGGGUGAAAGUGUAAGUGUAGUAUAAGUAUAGGUAAGUGCACUGAUUGAGUGUAUCUACUGUUCUUGUGUGAGGUAUUUUCCACAUUGCUUCAUAGUCCGUAGAAGUAAUAUGUUUCCUUUUGUCUUCCUCACAGUAACUUGUGAGGAUGUUGACCCAUCUGUGUGCACCUUAGAUGUUAAUUUCCUUACUGCAAGAUCCCAAUAAAAAGCACUGAGAUGAAAAUAACUUCAAAAUCACUUGAGAUAUGCCUGACUUAGGACACCUUUCUUCACAGACACAUGUUGCUCACAGAUGAAGGGUUAGUUGUAUCUUGAUAAUAGCUCGUGUGUAGCUUCACAUUUGUAUAUAUGGGUACUUCCACUGAAGAGGAAAACUCGCUUUCUCCCUUGGUUAUGCUCUUAGAGGAAGGUGGGUUUGUCCAUUUUUUAGUUCCUGCCAAAUGCACGAUGAGAUGGAGGCUUCUAGCAAGCUUGUACCACCAUUCCUGGUUCUUCAGGAUUUCUUUUUCCCCACCUGCAAAUUCUGAAUCAAAUUUGGAGCAUGAAUCGCUCAAGUCACACUUCCAUCUACUGAUCUGCAGGCUGAGUAAGAAGAGACACACAUUUCAUAUCAGAAAAGCUCUUGUGGCAAAUCAGUGGGACCUCUGUCAAAGCUGAUAGUUGCCUGAGCUCCCCACUUUGUGUAGUGUUAGUUUAGAUCUCCAGUACCAACCUUCACAAACAUGCCAGGAGUACAGCUCUUUUCGUCCUGCACUCCAUCCCUUCCAAAGCUUUUUGUUCUGAACAGUUCUGCUCUUUUGGGUAGAGAAAUUCACGUGUUUUUAAGGCUGUUCCAUCAUAAGGGAGAUCAAGAUGGUAGCAUAAGACCUGAAUGUUUGAAAAAUCUUUCCCUCCUUUGGGGCAGCAUAAGUCUCUUCCCAGUUGCAGGAGCAUUACUGCAGGUGUCCUUUUGUGGCAGUUUGAGCCACAGAGUACCUCUGAAUUAUGAAAGCCGCCAUGAUCUUAUUCCUGGAUGGUUGUGGAGGGUUUUGAAGGGGUGUUGGUGGUUCUUCUCUCUGGGGGAGGUUGCCACUCUCGUCUUAAGGUUCAUGCCAUUAAUCUAAUGUCAUGAAUCUGAUUAUCAGUUCUUAGAUUCCUGACCCUCUUCAGGGCCAGGUUCUGACCUUCUUCAAUACCACUGCUCAUCCAGUCUGUCUGGGAGUUGCUACUGGAGGAGAGGAUUGACUGCAGUGACAGCCAAGAUCACUACUUUCCUCCUGUGCCACCUGUACAGAAAAAAAUGCAAAGAUAGAGGCUCUUGUGUUUUCAUUCUUCUGUGAGGAUCUCAUCUGCCUUCCCUCUAAAAAAUGGUGGAUUCAGUAAUAACAAUCAGAUGGCAUUUCUUUAAAAGCCCCUUACCUCAAAAUUUCUUGAAGUACAGUUGGCACUAGUUCAAACAAACUUUGGGUUCCACCCGUUGGUAUUCACCGAGUUGUCUCUGCCAUUUGUAAGGCCAUCUACCUGGUCAAAUCCAAUCGCAUUUGCUUCCCAGGAGCUGAAAGACUGGGUAAGAAGUGACCAGGUUUCCAGUGAGGGAUCUAAACUGAUGUUCUUGCAGCCACUCCAGCAUUAAUGACAAGAGCAAUUCUGGAAGGUUUCAACGAACUAAAACUGGUAGUGAGAAACUAAGAAAUUUUUGAUAAUUACUUUUUGUAAGAUCCUUUGUAGCUUAAUUUCCCUGGGAAAUUAAGAGGCUAUCUGACACUCAGCUAAAUCCCACAUUUCUGUAAGCAGUACCAGAUGUGGCUAAUACUGUGUUUGAGAGAUGCAGAAGGACAAAAUUCUCUUUGUAAUCUGUAUGGCUUCAAAUCUUGGGAUGUUCUAGAGACAGCAGAAUUUUUUCCACUGUAAGCAACCUUGAAUUUUCACUUAGAUCAUCCCCAGAAAAAAAACCCAAAUGUUGCUUUCUUUUUCAGACAGAGGUUAAUCAUUGACCUUCAGGUUUAACUUGGAACUGUGUAAAAUUUUUGCAAUGUUUUGGCUUCAUCUCCUGAGUAUCAUCUUCAGCUGUGAUAGGAUGUAGUCUCUGUCAUGUUUUAUAUUAACAAGCAAUGCAAGCUCCCCAUAUCAUUGCUCAGAACUUUUGUUACAGCGAGGGCUUCUGGUCUUUCUGGCAAUAUAGUGUUUCUCCCUGUAGAUAUAUAUAUAUGUGUGUAUAUAUAUACAUGAGAAAUAUAUAUAUACAUGGGAAAUAUAUAUAUACACACAUGACAAACCAGUAGGCAAUUUAAAAAACUUUGCUGUUAAGUCCUGUGUUUCACAUUUUUGUACUGCCUAGGUCUACAUGAAAUACAAUACAAUUCUGGCCAUUUUGAUGUGUAUCAAAAGGACAGAAAGGUUUCUUGAGUGACAUUCUCGGUAUUUUGGUAACAGAAAUUCCAUGGGCCAAACAAGACAAAACUCCAGUGUGGAAUGGAAACAAGCCUGGAAAGAUGGAAAAAUGUUCUGAAGAGUAAAGUUAAGUACAAUAGAGACAAUGCAGUUUUGCAGAGCCAGCCACUCAAUAUAUUGACAAUAUCCAUAUUUUUGCUUUUUCCCAGAUGUAAGUUAAGCUGAAAGAACUUCUUUGUUUGACUUUAAGCAACUAAUUUGAUAAAGUUUUUCAUACAGGAAAUAAAAUGUAUGUGUACCUUUUUGCAGAGGGAGACAGAAAAAUGUGCAAAUAAAAACUUUCCUAUGUUGUGCUUGGUAGCUUGGUGUAGACAACGCUGCACUCCUUUGGAAUGUUGUUAGAUGCAUGAGAAAUUGCCUCUGUGAAAAUAUUUUUCAGUUUUCACUGAUUACACGGUAUGCUCUUGGAAAGAUUGCUUUUGUUAGGUGUGGACAGUUUCUUGUAACUAAAACAGAAUAAUGGGGUUUGAAAGGCUUACCACAGUUUUAUUUCAAAGCAUUGAUAGUUUUGAGAGUUUCUGAACCCACAUGGGGGACGGAGGUGAAAAGCUGGAAAUAGGAGCUUGACACUGUGUUUUAUAAAGAGCAAUUGGGGGGGUCCCUUUGGAGAAGUUGUUAAGAUGUUAAUAAAUGGUUUUUUAUUCUUUAUAUAAAAUAUUCAAGAUA